This is a messenger RNA of Molossus molossus (Pallas's mastiff bat), 873 nucleotides long. RefSeq names its product distal membrane arm assembly complex 2 (gene DMAC2). The record is from RefSeq and is a predicted model, not a curated record. Lineage: Eukaryota; Metazoa; Chordata; Mammalia; Chiroptera; Molossidae. The coding region runs from base 20 to 793 and encodes 257 amino acids. The transcript has 6 exons.
UCCGGUUAAUCGCAACAAGAUGGCGGCGCCCAGGGCGUCCCUGCACCUGGUGGCCUCGACAUGGAAUAGGGGUACCAGGGGCAUCCGUGGUCUGAGCAGUGCAGUGGCCCCAGAGAACAGUCAGAGGAAGGGGAGGACGCUGCUCCAGUUCCUGGCCAACCGCUUCUAUGAUGUGGAGAUUCUCAGAGAGUACCUAUUCCGAAAGCAGAUUUCAAAAGUACACAAGGAAAAUCGAUCCUUCACCUACAUCAAGGAGCGAUACGGCCCGUACAUCGCAGGUGCCUAUUUCGUCCUGAAGCAGGGAGGCGCAGUCAAGUUCCAGGGCAAGGAGUGGAUUCGGUCCACCGGGCGUGGCUACUUCUCUCCCCAAUUGUUGAAUUUCCAGGCAGUGCCUAUAGAGGCCGUAGAUGCCAGCGACUGCGCCAUCAACUACGAAGGCCUGGACAACCUCUUGAUCCUGAAGGAGCUGCAGUCCCUGUCGCUGCAGCGCUGUCCUCAUGUGGAUGACUGGUGUCUCAGCCGCCUCUACCAGCUGGCCGACUCCUUGCAGGAGCUCUCGCUGGCUGGUUGCCCCCGAAUAUCCGAACGGGGCCUCGCCUGCCUCCACCACCUCCAGAACCUCCGCAGGCUGGACAUCUCAGACCUCCCUGCCGUGUCCAGCCCGGGACUCACUCAGAUCUUGGUGGAGGAGAUGCUGCCCAACUGCGAGGUUCUGGGAGCUGAGUGGGCCCAGGGCCUGAAGCCAGGGCCUGAGGAGCAGUCUCGGGACACAGCGAGCCCUGUCCCUGCCUAGCUGUGGCCCCUCCCCAUCUAGCUGGAUCUCUGGGCUGUGUUGAGUGUCUGCCAGUUCUUUUGGCUUCCAGUUGGGCUCAC